AUGGAUGCGGAAGCUAUCGAGUCAGUGUUGGCGCCAUGGGGAGUGGGGUUUACGUCCGAAGGCCUGGUGGCAUUAGGACAGUCUGGCGCUCGCAACUCAGCGGAGGUCAGGGAUUAUGUUUUGUCUGCGGAUCUGAGGCGUCUUCACUUGGCCCCACACCCAGCCGACUCCAGUAACUUCAGUGCACUUCACAGCAAAUCCAUGCAAGCUCCUCCGGAAGUAGCGGCAUUGGCUGCUUCGGAGGCUGCUUUAACGAGUGGCGAAUCUCCCGCCCUCAAUUAUACGCUAAAGAAACCACUGCUGUGCAUGGUUUUAUCCUUUCAAGAUGUGCGACUGCCUACGAAGGACGUCGAGGAGGACUUUUCUGGCGGUGCUCAAGGCAUUAAGGGGAAUCAAAGACGGACACUUCUACUGAGGCUUACGGACGGCCGUGGUGUAUCGUUUAAAGCUAUUGAGCUUAAGUUUUGUCAGCAGCUGGAUACAGUGCCGUUAUUGCCAGGUGUUAAGUUGCUCUUACUGCCAGGGCUGGUUCUUUAUCGUGGGAUGGCUCUGCUGACUCCCCAAACCGUAAAGAACUUGGCAGGAGGGGCAAAGCAGCUACGGGAAGCUUUUAACCUCAAGGAAAACGUACAGGAACGUCGGAAAAUAGUUCAGCAUAUCCUAAAGGAGCACAGUGAACUCCAAGAACGGAUAAAAGCAGAUAAGGAAGACACUGGCCCUCCAAAGUUCGUGCCGUUCUCCUUUUCUGCUAAAGUUCAGCAUGUGGAGCUUAGUGCAACUGCGAGUAAAGCGCUUCAGCCCCAGACAACAGCUCAGCCUCGGGAAGAACUAAAGCGCGAGGCAUUGUCACCGACAGAGGCACCGAAAGAAGCUUCGCCAGCUCAACAGCCCCGUUCGCUGUUGAUCAAGACAGAGGCUGCAGACCUGAAGUCGGACCGACUGAGGCAACUAGGAAAAGUAGAUCCAAACAGCUUGGGUGCUGGGAAGGUCAGCACUGAGAAACCAAAAGGCAGGGGAGGCAGCGGCCGACGUGGGCGGCGCGAGCGCGAUGAAGAUCUUACAGACUAUAUGAAGUCUUCUGGUCGGCCAGUGACAUUCAGUUUAUUCGACCUGAUACGAGUUGACGCAGAGCAAACAAACAGUACUGCUGCCACUGCUCUCCUAUGCGCAAGUGAACCGUACGUGAAUAGUAGCGAUUUGAAUGAAACUGCUGCUCCUCCGCCACCUCCGUACACCGGCACUCAGAUGAACGUGGGAGCACCGUAUGGGAUCAGAAGUGCUGAGGAAUACCCAGGCGGGCCACCAUCAAUGCAACAAUUCCGAGGGCGUCCUCGAGGAGGGAGCUCUCCGAGCCGCGGGGGCCGCGGCGGCGGGAGGGGGAGAGGCAGGGCCGGGGGAAGGGGAAGGGGCCCUAGAUAA
Molecule: messenger RNA, 1419 nt
Organism: Eimeria mitis
Lineage: Eukaryota; Apicomplexa; Conoidasida; Eucoccidiorida; Eimeriidae
Exons: 1
Coding region: 1-1419 (472 amino acids)
Source: RefSeq, a predicted model, not a curated record